Messenger RNA from Apus apus (common swift), 1907 nucleotides. Its product is annotated as intestinal-type alkaline phosphatase-like. Gene Ontology annotation, cellular component: plasma membrane. The record is from RefSeq and is a predicted model, not a curated record. The transcript has 12 exons. Lineage: Eukaryota; Metazoa; Chordata; Aves; Apodiformes; Apodidae. Gene Ontology annotation, molecular function: alkaline phosphatase activity. Bases 1 to 1899 code for a protein of 632 amino acids. Gene Ontology annotation, biological process: dephosphorylation.
AUGCAGCUCCUGACAGCCCUCAUCCUCUGCCUGGGCCUCUGGGCAAGGCUCAGCACUGCUGUCAUCCCAGUGGAGGAGGAGGAGCCAUCCUUCUGGAACAAGCAGGCAGCUGCAGCCAUCGAGGCCUCCUUGAAGAUCCAGCCCAAAAUCAGCCAAGCCAAAAACCUCAUCCUCUUCCUUGGGGAUGGAUUUGGGAUCCCCACCAUCACGGCCACCCGCAUCCUGAAGGGGCAGGAGCAGGGGAAGCUGGGCCCUGAGACCCCCCUUGCCCUGGAUGCUUUCCCCUACGUGGCUCUUUCCAAGACGUACAACGUGGACCGGCAAGUCCCUGACAGCGCAGGGACGGCCACAGCCUACCUCUGCGGGGUGAAGGGCAACUACCAGACUGUGGGGCUGAGUGCAGCCGCCCGCCACUCCCAGUGCAACACCACAAAGGGCAACGAGGUGAUCUCGGUGCUGGAAAGAGCUCGCAAAGCCGGGAAGGCAGUGGGCAUCGUGACGACAACACGGGUGCAGCACGCGUCACCCUCGGGGACCUACGCCCACGUGGUGAACCGCAACUGGUACGCAGAUGCCAGCAUGCCCAUGGAUGCCCGCACCCAGGGCUGCAAGGACAUUGCCUGGCAGCUGGUCCACAACGUUGACAUCAACGUAAUCCUGGGUGGUGGUCGGAAAUACAUGACCCCUGUGGGGACGCCAGACCCUGAGUAUCCCACCUACAAAGAGGAGAAUGGGAUGCGUGAGGACAGGAAUAACCUCAUUGACAUGUGGCUGGAGGCACGGCCAGGUGCCCGCUACGUCUGGAACAAGACAGAGAUGCUGGCUGCUGCUGCUGACCCCAACGUGAACUAUUUGAUGGGGCUCUUCGAACCUGGGGAUAUGAAGUUCAACCUGUUGCGUGACACCACCCUGGACCCGUCGCUCACUGAGAUGGUGGAGACGGCCAUCACCAUCCUGAGUAGGAACCCCAGCGGCUUCUACCUCUUUGUUGAAGGUGGCAGGAUUGACCAUGGCCACCAUGACGGCUCAGCCCGCAAGGCGCUGACGGAGGCGGUCGAGUUUGACUGGGCCAUCGAGCGGGCAGGCAACCUGACGAAUGAGGAGGAGACCCUCACCGUCAUCACUGCUGACCACUCACAUGUCUUCUCCUUUGGUGGCUACACCCUGCGUGGUUCCUCCAUCUUUGGUCUCGCCCCUAGCAAAGCCAAUGACAAGAAGAACUACACGUCCAUCCUCUAUGGGAAUGGGCCAGGCUACGCAGGCACCAACCGGCCUGAUAUAGACCAUGACAAAGCCAGCCAGUUCACCUAUAAGCAGCAGGCAGCCGUGCCCCUUGACUCGGAGACCCACGGCGGAGAGGAUGUGGCCAUCCUGGCCAAGGGCCCCAUGGCCCACCUCUUCCACGGGGUGCAGGAGCAGACCUACGUGGCCCACGCCAUGGCCUACGCUGCCUGCCUGGAGCCCUACACCUCCUGCUGGCAUCACCCAGCCCCAAGUUCUGCCAGCUGUGCCCACCUGCUGGCAGGGCUGAUGUGGGGACAGGGUGGGGCUGGCAUGGGGGGUACCAGGGAGGGCAUGGGACAGGAGGGCUUUUGGCACAGGGCAGCCCUACGACAUCUCUGGUUCGCUCUCCCUGCCCCAUCUAGUGCUGGGCUGGAUGUGGUAGGGCUGGGUAAAAGGAUUGCAGUGGGUGGGCAGAAGAGGGGGUACAUGGGGUGCUUGGGGGGUGCUCUGCAUUACCUAAUUCCUCCAUGGGGACUCAGAGUCCCCCCAGUUUUCAGGGCAGGGGAAGGGGGUGGACAGGAGGCAGCUGCCCCUGGGAAUGGGCUCAUGCCCGCCCCAAGUGUCUCCCCGCUGACCCCACAGCUCUGGCAGGUGCCUGCUUUUUUUGGGGGGUGACUCCUUGU